Manduca sexta (tobacco hornworm) is the source of this 7922-nucleotide messenger RNA. RefSeq lists its product as uncharacterized. Gene Ontology annotation, cellular component: nucleus. Gene Ontology annotation, biological process: double-strand break repair via nonhomologous end joining. The transcript has 50 exons. Bases 115 to 7815 code for a protein of 2566 amino acids. NCBI's taxonomy places the organism in Eukaryota, Metazoa, Arthropoda, Insecta, Lepidoptera, Sphingidae. The record is from RefSeq and is a predicted model, not a curated record.
AUUUGUUAUUUCUACGCCAUAAUAAUAUAAAGAAGAAGAAGUUAUUUCUACGAAGGGAAAAGUUAGUAAAUUUAUGUUAUGAGCUUGUUUUUUAUUGUUUAAUUUUCGAGCAAAAUGGAGCAAUGGGAAGCACUAGUGCAGCAGUACCCAAAUACGCAAGACCUAAGAACCUUCACAAACACACUUGUGAAGGCUAAACCCAUGGUUAAAGAGGACUUAGCACCAUUUGAAAUAAAUUGGUUUAUAAACUCCUUGCUAUAUAAACCAGUGGAGCUACUUACAACAAUAUCAUCACAGCGUAAGGUCGAGACAUGGGGAAAAUUACUUGAAGGUGCUUUUAAGCUCCUGACUGAUAUUGUCACCAAGUUCGGAGAUUCUGUAGAACAGCACUAUGAAGACAUUGUUCAGGUUUGCAAGCUGGAAUACCCACCUAAGACCGCCAACCAAGCGCUGACGUGCUUGGCUCAGGUGGCGCGGCGCUCGGCGCUGGGUGCGAGGGAUGCAGAGCGGUUCAUUGAACAGCUGUUAAUUUCGAAAAAUUCUAAGACGCAACUUGCUUUGCUUAUAGGUACUAUAUGCGAGUACCACCCUGAUCAGGUCGAAAAUAAUAUUGAAACCAUACUUAGAACAUUUUUAAGCUCUAAUGUACUCUAUGGCGACAGAAAUUCUCAUCAAGUGAUGUGCAGUGCGUUGCAAGGCUUGACUGGACUAUUCAAGAACUUUGGUGAGGACCUGCCCACAAGUGAUCUCAUACUGCUCUAUGAUAAGUUAACUAAGGAACUUAUACUCAGACCCAAGUGUGAUAAAGUGGUGCUGGGCAUCCUGAGUGCGCACGCGCCGCUUUUCGCGGAGCGCCUGCUCGACGACGCGGCGCUGCGGCGCGCGCUGUGGCGACAGCUCGCGGCCGACAACGACGCCGCCAUCGCCGCCGCACUGCGAGGCAUUUACAACGCAAUCUUUCAAAUGCCGGGACAGACUAACGAACUAGUACAGAGAAUAAUAGAUGAGGAAGUGACCCCGCAGCUGAAGUCGUACCGUCUGACGAAGUUCACGGCGCUGCGAGUGUUGUCGCUCGCGAGGGAGCAGCGCGAGGUGCGCGCCCACGUCGGCGCGGGCAGCGACGUGCACGUGCUCGAGUUCGAGCUGCGGCACGGACCGGUCACCUACAGCGUCGCCGAUGACAUAGCUUGGUGCCUCGAAUCCAACGUUGCUAACAGCGAACGACUCCUGCAGACGGCGAUCAUGUUCUUCACAAAUUUGCCGAAAACAAAACUGAAGCAGACUGUUGUGGACAACUUGUUUGCCUCCCCAGAUAGCGUGAGAAAGUCUUGCGUGAUCUUUUUAACAACGGAGUCGUGUCAAGACGCCGUCUCUCUGGAAAAAUUUCGACCGCUGUGGACGCUUAUAUUCAAAUGUGACGACGGAGGCGACGACAAAUUCCUAGAGGGUGCCAGACUAGUGUUUGAAGAUUUUAUGGAGUAUUUAGUGAUGCUGCUUGAGAUGUUCCUCGAUGAACAACAUGAGGUGUUCCCGGAGAAGUUGUGUUGGUUGCUGUACCUGUGCGUGGCGGUGGCGGGCGCGGGCGGCGCGGCGGAGGCGGGCGCGGAGUGCUGCGCGCGCGCGCUGCGGCUGGCGUGCGGCGCCGUGCGCGCGUGCGGCGCCGCGCCCGCGCUGCUCGCCGCCGGCGCCGCGCUCGCGCCCGCGCUCACGCAGCAACACCGACACAUACAGAUGCAAUUCUAUCAUUUGCUUGACGUGGACACGUGUCUGGAUGAAGAGGUGCUUAACGAGACGUGCCUGGCGUUAGUGCAUGCGCCAGAAGGGUUGGGCCGCACUGACUCUAUACUCGACGCCUUGCAGAUUUUGUUGUCGAGUCGCGACACGUCGCCGGACGUGCUGUGCGCGGCGCUGCGCAAGCUAGACGAGUUACUGUCGCGGAGUGACUUGGACCCCGCCCAAACAGAUCAAAUUUUAUAUCAAGUGGAAAAGUUGCGCACGAGGAAACGAGCCAAUACAAAACAAGACAGAAUACUGAUGAGGGAUGUGCUCCUGUUCCUAGGUAAAUUCGGUGCGAGCGGCCGCAGUGGUCCCGCGGACGUGACGGCGGGCGGUCACGAGCCCAUCGUACUCUCCGUGCAGAAUCCCACGGAAUAUGGUGUUUCUUACAAUAUUGAUCUUCGGGAGAUACUUCAAUUGGCUGAAGUAGAGGAGGACGUGGAUGUGUUACGUAGUAUCCUGGCUGUUGUCUGUGCGAACAGGUCGUGGUGCCCGCGCGUGCUGUGCAGUGAGGCGGCGCGGGGCGCGCGGGGGCUGCGCGCAUGCGCGGCGCUGGCGCGCGCGCCCGCCGAGCCCGCCGCCGCGCUCGCGCACGUGCUGCUCCACAUAAUGCCGGAGCGGCGGUGGAGCGUUCGAAGACUGCUGGCGGAGGGCGUGGCCGCGCAGCUGAACGAGGCGGGAGACGACGCAUUGGCUGCCGCCAUCGACCAGGCCCUUCUCUUGACCAACUUCACACUUCAAACAUCUAAACGUGCGGGAUUAGACUUGAUCGAAUCGUUCAUGGUGCCUCUAAACGACAGAAACGAUUUGUCGAAGAGGCUAUUACCACAAAUUUUGGUAGAUACAGCUAAAGCAUUUGAAAUAAACUCUUGUUCCGCUUUCAACGCCGCUUCCGAAGCUUUUAUAGAUAAAAUUCCACUACUCGAUGAUAAUGUUCUGCAAAAGCUGCAGAAGGAAUUAAUAGAAACAAUAAUUAGCGACAAAAUGGAAGUUAUUACCGAUGAUAUGAGAAUUUACAAGAUGACUGUGAAAAAUAUUCUAGAACUGUUUAAGCAUAUGGAUGUUGAAGAAAUUGAGUGUUCUGAAAUUAAUAUUAAGACGUUGUAUGUGGCUGUGCAAGCGCAUAAAUUGGGUGUUGAAUGUCUGGUGAACAGGUUAGCCGCACCCAAUGUGAUGCAACAAGCCCUAGGCAUUGUUGUCGAUACAGACGACUGGUUUCAAGUUGACACAUUUUUUAUAUUCCUAAAACAGUUUUCGGAUGCUCUACUGGAACAUAAUGGCGAUAGAGUAAUACAAGUUAUAGCCGAUAUCAUCCCUCGACUAGACUCGGAAACGAUUAAACGAGUACAAAAGUCCCUGAAGUCGUGUGUCAGGGUCUACUCCAAAAAAUCGAGUGAACAGCAACAGGUUCUCGAUUCAAAAGUCAAUGAGUACUGCUCCAGGGCACCGUUGGAAGAAAUCACCAAGGAUCUGAAGCAAAACAUCUUCAACCCUGGACACAUUGACCAGGUCCUAGCUUUAAACGUCAUCACCGACCUGGGAUGCUCUCUCGACGAGACGAACAAGAGCUUUAUUAGACAAUGGCCCCGUCUUCUAUUCAAAAUGUGGAACCAAGGCAUGCAGUACCCAACUGAUUUACUGAAUGUGGCCGUACGUAGCCUCACCCAGGCUGAAGUAAAGAGUCUUAUUAUUAAUGGCCAAGGAAUUGUACCAGAAGGUUGUGACGACAUUAUUAAAUUUUGUCGCGUAAACAUGUGUGUGUUUUUCGAAUAUUUAGUAAGAAAGCCUUUUUUGUUGGGCGAGAAUGAUGUGACAAAAUGUGGAGUGCUUCUAAACGAUGUGGUGCAGUGGUAUGUCAGAAGAAAAUGUCCGCUGGAAUGGUCUGAUGCUAUACUGGAUCUUGUUGAUCAAUUGUGGUCGAGCUACGAAAGCCUGGUGUCCUUCGAGCGGAAAGUGGCGCUACUGCAGGACAUGCGCCGUCUGCCGACCGCGCUCCCGCCGGACUCCGCGCCCAUGCGGUGGGCCGUACAGCGGAUGACGCAGGGCGACGUGGCCGAAAUGAUCAGCCUCGUAGCAGUGUUGCCACCGGGAGAAGCGUACAAGGAAUCGUUCUGUGCGCUGGCGGCGCUGUUGCCGACGCGGCUGAGGGAGCUGAGCGGCGAGUCCAACUCCGUGUUCAGAGCGCUGGUGGACGCCGCCGCCGACGGCGACCACACCCUGCUCGAAAUCAUCGCCAAACUAGCUUCAGGUGACGACACGGCGGGGUGGUGGGACGCGGCGCUGGAGUGCUGCGCGGCGAGCGUGGCGGCGCGCGCCGACCGCGCCGUCUACGAGCUGCUGCAGCGGCUCGCCUGGAACUGCGACUCGCUGGGGGCCUGCCAUCGCCUCUACUUACCUCUACUAAGGCACUCUAGCUCUCAGUUCUUGGAGGAGUACUUGCCCGGCGAGGUUGUGAAAGGUCUCGGGUUCCUGGAACGAACCAUUAAACCCACGCCGGUGUUCGCGUACCGGGAACAGGUGAAGCGCUGUGCCGUCGUCUUCUCGACCAUACAAGUUGCCAUGGAGAAGUUGAGCAGUACCACGCUGGAGCAGGGCACGUCGCCGCUGAACAGCGGGCUCGGCGCGCCGCAGCCCUGGCGCGCGCUCCGCGACGUGCUCACGCGCAGCGUCGACUACCUGCUGCGGACCGUCUGCCCCGCCGGCGCCGACACCACACUGCAGGACAGCUGCAGACAGGCGCAGUGCGCGGCAUUCGCAUGCGCAUGCGCAGCGCUACGGCGUCGCGCGCCCCCCGAACGUGCGUACGGCGCGCUGUUCGAGCCGACGCUUUGGUCCGCACUUCUCGACCCCCACGCCACCCAUGACCUGCCGCUGCCUGAUAAUUAUGUUGUUCGUAAAGUGCGGCAUACGGUAAGUAUAGAAGAGGGGGAUGCAGCAGGUGUGGCGGGGAGUGCGGCGCGGAGGGCGGGCACACUCACUGGCAGUACGCACCGCUCGCGGCUGUUCUUACGCACGCUGUCUCAAAACCCGCUGGAGUAUGACAAAGAACCUGCGCAGGACGAGGCACCGGGCGAGCAGGAGGUGGAGGUGCGCGCGUCGUGGCUGAACUCGCUGCGGGUGUCGCGCGACGUGACGGCGCUGCUGCGCCACGCCGCCGCGCGCCGCCUGCACGCGCCGCGCCGCCUCGCCGACGCGCUGUGCGGCCGCGGGCAGCGCAACGCCAAGCUCAUGCUCGCACAGGUGGUGUGCAACUGCAGCGCUGAGCUCGCUCAGUACGCGGACGCGCUGCGGCCCGCCCUCUUACAACUCGUCGCUGAGAUUAAUGACGAACCCUUUAAUUCUCUCCAUCUCGACAUUCUCACCACCCUGUCGCAAUGGCGUGACAACAUAUCUCCGUCGGACAAAGGACAUUUGCAAGGGGCCGUAGUGUCAUUGAUGCUGGCUAUACUAAACAAUAGACAUCGGAAAUAUACACAGGAUAUACUGAUGGAGUGUAUGAACAAACUACUUGAAGUGUACGGAUCCAUGGUUUCCGUCGAAUGGCCGCUGAUCGAAAGAUAUUUUCACCAUGAAGACGAGGAUAUGUAUAAAACCUGCUUGAAGAUGUUACAUAAAUUCACUAAAAAUAAUGUGUAUAUUGAGGGCAUGGUGGAAGUUAUCAUAGCCAAAUUAAACGAGCAAGGUGGACUGAGCGCGGAGUUGUCCGCACUGCUCGGCGCGGCGCUGCGCGUGCGCGCCGGCGACGCCGCGCUCCACGACAUCGAAUCUCUCAUGAAGAAGUGCGCCCACGUGGAGUUCAUCAAAACGCUGUACUAUAUGCAGAUGGAGUGUGACCGAUGCUGUACUUUCAACCAAUUCAAGAAAUUGAUUCUAUUGUAUGGAACGGUGCCAGCCUCGGAGAAAAAGAAAUGUCUUCGAAUCAUGGCGUCAUUUUUGUCGGGACCUUGCUCACGUAAUAGCGAUUUGGACAUAUUUAAGAAAUUGCAUCUGCAAGACUAUAUCAAGAAUACUGACGAUGAAGAUAUUAUUGCGGAAGCCAUAAAAGUAGUGAAAUGUAGUCUACAUCUAAUGGGAGAGCCGUUGAAGAGCAGUCUGGUGCAGUUGGUCGCGGAGUACUGUCGGCACUUGUCUGCCGAUGUCCGCGAGGCAGCCUUGGACGUCGUCACUCAAGUAUUCCAAGAGUGGCGAUCGACUGCGGGCAGCGCGGCGCUGGAGGCGGCCGGGGCGGGCGGGGCGGGCGCGUGCGCGUGCGCAGUGCGUGCACUGGGCGCGGCGGGGCGCACGCUGCCGCGCCGCGCCGGCGCCGCGCUCGCUCCACACCUGCCCACCAGGUUCGCAGAGAGCCUGUAUCUGGCGGUGUACCUCCCUGCGAGUGCAGAUGAAAAACUAGAUUUAUGUGAAGUCGCGUCCACCUUCCUGGAAACACUGUUUAGCGGAAUGCGAAGUCAUGAAGCGUUCAAGAACUUUAAGCUAAGGAACGAACCACUGCAGACUAACGAGCCAGCGCCAACGUUGACCCUCACAUCGAGCACGCACCACUUCACUCUCGGCAAUGGCACUAUACAAGCGACAGAUCCUGAUGUUCCAGCAGUAGACGUUCAGAUGAAAGUUGACGAUAUUCUCGCGAGUCUCUUCCAAUUUGCGAAGGUUAGCGGAGCGGCGGCGGUGCGGCUGGUGUCGGCGGUGACGCGCGCGUGCGCGGGCGGCGCGGGCGCGGAGGCGGCGCGCACGAGCAGCUGGCUGGGCGAGCUGCUGUCCGCCGGCCCGCGCGCACUGUCGCCGCUGCUGCUGCAGCUGGCGCGCGACUCGCUGCCGCAUCUCUGUGCACUCGACAGCUUUGAGGAGUCGGUUGCGAGACUGAGAAGGGAGCUGACAGGCACGGAGACCGAGGACCUGGCGGUCCUGUUGCACGAGGAGAUACUUCUAAAGACCCGCGGGCCUGAACAAUUCGUCUUAGGGUCGAAACAAGAAGAAAUGGACGUAGACAUGGUGGAUCAAGAUAAACAAUUUUCGAUUCAGGAUCUUGUAACUUCUUUUGGUAAAUUAUCGAACUGGGAAAACUUAACAUUGCAAGAAAAGCGACGCAUAGAGAGAAGUCUGCCUCCGCUCUGGACCGACGAACAAACAUUCGAGUCAGCGAUAAAGCAGUACAACGCAGAUGGCGACAGUUGGUUCGGCAUGAUGUUGUCCGCGAGUAGCGGCGCGGACGAGCUGCGGAGCAUGCACUGGCUGCGCGAGCUGCAGCGCGAGCCGACGAGACAGUUCGAAGUGUCCGCCGUGACUGAAGCGAUCCAGUGGCAGAGUUCAGAUAACCUGUCAAGCCUAUACCGUGGAGAGCGCGACCUGCCGCGCAACGAGUGUCUCGCCGAGUGGGCCGCCAGGCUCAUGUUAAGGUCGCGGUUCGUGUCGCAGGGGAAGGGCGAGGCGCUGGCGGCGCGGUGUCGCGCGCUGGAGCUGCGCUGGUGCGCACGCGCCGCCGCCGCGCGCCUCGCCGCGCCCGCGCUGCGCUGCAUCGCCCGGAACGUGCCAAACUUAAGCGAAUUGGAUACGCUGCCGUGGUUCCUGCAGAGACUCCUCGCACUGAGGACACAAGCUCUGGAACAGCGUGACACCGCACAACUAGCUAAAAUAUUGGAACAAGCUGUGACGUUCGUGCCGAAGUUCCCGCGCAGCGAGCCGGCCGUGCUGCUGCGCUUGAACCACCUCACGCUGCAGCUGCGACGCGAUAUCAACAAGUUUUCGGAGCGCAGUGUGGAUGAAGCACUUGAGAAAAUGAACGAGCAAUGUUCCAGGGAUGAAGAAUUAUAUGCUGGAAGUAAAAAAAUAGUGCAUGACACGCUACACCUCGCGAUGACUUGUUACCUCGAGCUGUGGACUGAGAACGAUGACGUAGAAUAUCACAACUCGUUGUUGCGCGGCAUGUCGCGCGUGGUGCGGCGCGCGGUGCAGUGCGCGGCGCAGGACGGCGCGGGCGCGGCGCUCGGCACGCUGCUCGGCGCGCUGUUGCGCCGGGACCGCUGCCUGUCGCCACACACAUGACGUGGCCGACGAUCUACUCGCCACGUUGGAGUGCGCGCUGCCGCGACUGCAGCCGUUCGCAAAGUGCGCGGCGCUGCAGUGGGCGGGGCCGGCGCGGUGGGCGGGGC